Vitis riparia (riverbank grape) is the source of this 3879-nucleotide messenger RNA. RefSeq names its product serine/threonine-protein kinase BRI1-like 2. The transcript has a single exon. Gene Ontology annotation, molecular function: protein kinase activity; protein binding; ATP binding. The coding region runs from base 192 to 3599 and encodes 1135 amino acids. Gene Ontology annotation, biological process: protein phosphorylation. NCBI's taxonomy places the organism in Eukaryota, Viridiplantae, Streptophyta, Magnoliopsida, Vitales, Vitaceae. The record is from RefSeq and is a predicted model, not a curated record.
CAAAUUCUCCGCCCUUCUUUUUUGUUAUUCCACCCCCACGUUCCCUCCUUUUUUUCGCCAUUUUAUAUAAAACUCAAAUCAAAAGCACCCUUCUUUUUCUAAAGCCCUUUGCUUCAACAAAUUCUCAUCAUUCUCGCCACUCCCACUUUCUCUCUCACAGAAGCCUGUCUUUCUGCAAACUUGUUUCUUCAAUGGAGAGCAACCCCUUUCAGCUUUUCUUUCAUCGUGUUCUGAAGCUGCUGCUGCUGCUGCUCUGUGCGUUGGUUUCUGGGAUUGAGCUACGAGGGGUGUCCGGGUCGACGAAGACGGAUGGGGAGGCACUUCUUGCGUUCAAGAAGAUGGUUCACAAGGACCCGCAUGGAGUUUUGGAGGGGUGGCAGGCCAAUAAGAGUCCAUGCACCUGGUAUGGGGUUUCCUGCUCUCUGGGACGUGUCACUCAGCUUGAUCUCAACGGGUCUAAACUCGAGGGAACUCUCUCUUUCUACCCCUUGGCUUCUUUAGAUAUGUUGUCUGUUUUGAGCCUUUCUGGUAAUCUCUUUUAUGUGAAUUCUACUGUUUUGCUUCAACUUCCCGUUGGAUUGACACAGCUCGACCUGUCGUCAGCCGGGCUGGUUGGUUUAGUUCCUGAAAAUCUUUUCUCCAAGCUUCCGAAUCUUGUUUCCGCCACUCUUGCUUUAAACAAUUUAACGGGGUCUCUCCCUGAUGAUCUCUUAUUGAAUUCCGAUAAGCUGCAGGUUCUGGACCUCUCUUAUAACAAUCUAACGGGUUCCAUCUCGGGCCUGAAAAUUGAGAAUUCUUGCACUUCCUUGGUGGUGUUGGAUCUGUCGGGAAACAAUCUAAUGGAUUCACUUCCAUCCUCGAUUUCCAACUGCACCAGUCUCAACACUUUGAAUUUGUCCUACAAUAACUUGACGGGAGAGAUCCCGCCAUCUUUCGGCGGCCUCAAAAACCUACAAAGAUUGGAUCUCUCCCGCAAUCGUCUCACUGGUUGGAUGCCUUCCGAGUUGGGAAAUACGUGUGGGUCACUCCAAGAAAUCGACCUUUCCAAUAACAACAUUACGGGUCUCAUUCCAGCGUCUUUCUCCUCUUGCUCUUGGCUGCGACUUCUUAAUUUGGCCAACAACAAUAUUUCCGGUCCCUUCCCAGAUUCCAUCCUCCAGAGCCUUGCCUCAUUGGAGACCUUGUUGUUGAGCUACAAUAACAUCUCCGGAGCAUUUCCUGCUUCCAUUUCAUCUUGCCAAAACCUAAAGGUUGUGGAUUUCAGUUCUAAUAAGCUUUCUGGCUUCAUCCCACCAGAUAUAUGUCCAGGUGCUGCUUCACUAGAAGAGCUGAGAAUCCCGGACAAUUUGAUCAGUGGAGAAAUUCCAGCUGAAUUGUCACAGUGUUCAAGGCUGAAGACUAUUGAUUUCAGCUUAAACUACCUGAAAGGCCCAAUUCCACCACAGAUUGGGAGGCUUGAGAAUCUUGAGCAGCUAAUAGCUUGGUUCAAUGCCUUGGAUGGAGAAAUCCCACCAGAGUUGGGAAAAUGCAGGAACCUUAAGGAUCUUAUCCUUAACAAUAACAACCUUGGUGGUAAAAUCCCAUCUGAAUUGUUCAAUUGCGGUAAUCUGGAAUGGAUUUCGCUCACAAGCAAUGGACUCACUGGCCAAAUUCCACCAGAAUUCGGCCUUUUGAGUAGACUGGCGGUUCUGCAGCUUGGCAACAACAGCUUGAGUGGUCAGAUACCAAGAGAGCUAGCAAAUUGCAGCAGCUUGGUAUGGUUGGACUUGAAUAGCAACAGACUUACCGGGGAAAUCCCGCCUCGACUUGGCAGGCAGCUUGGGGCAAAAUCAUUAAGUGGAAUUCUCUCUGGAAACACCCUGGCGUUUGUGCGGAAUUUGGGGAAUUCAUGUAAAGGAGUUGGAGGCUUGUUGGAAUUUGCUGGAAUUCGUCCUGAACGGCUGUUACAAAUCCCAACAUUGAAGACUUGUGAUUUUACAAGAAUGUAUUCUGGUGCAGUCCUAAGCCUCUUUACAAAGUACCAGACUUUAGAGUAUCUCGAUCUCUCCUACAACGAGCUUCGGGGAAAAAUACCAGAUGAAAUUGGGGGAAUGGUGGCUCUACAAGUUCUUGAAUUGAGCCACAACCAGCUGUCUGGAGAGAUCCCCUCAUCACUUGGGCAGCUCAGAAACUUAGGUGUAUUUGAUGCAUCACAUAACAGAUUGCAAGGUCAUAUCCCAGACUCAUUCUCAAAUCUCUCUUUCUUAGUCCAAAUAGAUCUAUCCUAUAAUGAAUUAACAGGGCAAAUUCCAACAAGGGGGCAACUUAGCACACUUCCUGCAAGCCAGUAUGCAAACAACCCAGGGCUCUGUGGAGUUCCAUUGCCUGAAUGCCAAAAUGAUGACAAUCAACCAGUAACAGUUAUAGAUAACACUGCUGGGAAAGGAGGCAAAAGACCUGCCACUGCAUCCUGGGCCAACAGCAUUGUCUUGGGUGUUCUCAUUUCCAUUGCUUCUAUCUGCAUUCUGAUUGUCUGGGCAAUUGCUAUGCGUGCAAGGCGGAAGGAGGCAGAAGAAGUCAAGAUGCUAAAUAGCUUGCAAGCAUGCCAUGCAGCCACAACAUGGAAGAUUGACAAGGAGAAAGAGCCACUGAGCAUUAAUGUGGCGACUUUUCAGAGGCAGCUAAGGAAACUCAGGUUCUCACAACUCAUUGAGGCUACCAAUGGCUUCUCAGCAGCAAGUCUUAUUGGGUGUGGUGGGUUCGGGGAAGUGUUCAAGGCAACAUUGAAAGAUGGGUCAAGCGUGGCAAUCAAGAAACUCAUAAGAUUGAGUUGCCAAGGAGACCGAGAAUUUAUGGCUGAGAUGGAAACUCUGGGGAAGAUCAAGCAUAGGAAUCUGGUUCCUCUGUUGGGCUACUGCAAGGUUGGAGAAGAGAGACUCCUUGUCUAUGAAUUCAUGGAGUAUGGAAGCUUAGAAGAAAUGCUACAUGGAAAGGCAAAGGCACGAGAUCGACGUAUUCUAACAUGGGAGGAAAGGAAAAAAAUUGCAAGAGGCGCAGCUAAAGGACUCUGUUUCUUACACCACAAUUGUAUACCACACAUUAUACACCGAGACAUGAAGUCAAGCAAUGUGCUACUGGACCAUGAAAUGGAAGCUAGAGUCUCUGAUUUUGGCAUGGCAAGGCUAAUAAGUGCGCUUGACACACAUCUAAGUGUGAGCACUCUUGCAGGCACACCUGGGUAUGUGCCUCCAGAAUACUAUCAAAGCUUCCGCUGCACGGCUAAAGGAGAUGUCUAUUCUUUUGGAGUUGUUCUCUUGGAACUCUUGACGGGGAAGCGACCCACUGAUAAGGAGGAUUUCGGAGACACCAACUUGGUGGGGUGGGUGAAAAUGAAAGUGAAAGAAGGAAAAGGAAUGGAAGUAAUAGACCCAGAGCUGCUUUCAGUCACCAAAGGAACUGAUGAAGCCGAAGCUGAAGAGGUUAAUGAGAUGGUGAGGUACCUAGACAUAACAAUGCAGUGCGUGGAAGACUUCCCCUCCAAGAGGCCUAAUAUGUUGCAGGCGGUAGCCAUGUUGAGGGAGCUGAUACCUGGAUCUUCCAAUGCAAGCAAUAGUGGUUGAACCAUGCAGGGUAUUGUUUAUCAUGCUUAGAAAGAUAAAAGGGUUUGUAAGAUUUGUGAUUCAGCUGUUAAGAGUUGCUUGUAUCUACUUUGCAUCUCUUCUCUCUUUCAGAUAUGUUGACUACUUCCUAACAGAUGGUAAGAGAAUGUGAUGUGACUUCCAUGUUUCAAACUGAUGCAUUUGCUCCUGAAUUAUAGGCAAAUUUAUAAGCACUGGUAUUUUCGGUUACAGGAUAAGGAAUAUAAUUUCAUAGGCUACGGGCCUGUUUGGGAAAUGAAAA